Messenger RNA from Erpetoichthys calabaricus (reedfish), 4438 nucleotides. RefSeq names its product suppressor of cytokine signaling 9 (gene socs9). Gene Ontology annotation, molecular function: 1-phosphatidylinositol-3-kinase regulator activity. Gene Ontology annotation, cellular component: phosphatidylinositol 3-kinase complex. Lineage: Eukaryota; Metazoa; Chordata; Cladistia; Polypteriformes; Polypteridae. The transcript is spliced from 3 exons. Bases 495 to 2054 code for a protein of 519 amino acids. The record is from RefSeq and is a predicted model, not a curated record. Gene Ontology annotation, biological process: phosphatidylinositol phosphate biosynthetic process; intracellular signal transduction.
UCGCGCUUGCUUUGCCCAUCUAGCCGGGCGUCCGUCUCGCUGCAGUUUGUAGCCGUUCUUGCUCGCCCACCGGUAACCAGGAAGCCGCGGCGGUACCGAAGAGAGGCCGGAUUCGAUGUGCGGAGGACGGCAAUCUGACGCAGGUGAGCAGCGCGGAUUAGCCCGACGGGCUGCGGAUUGUCUUCUUUUUGACCUCCUCAGAGAGCCCAGUGCUCCUGCAGGUUUCUAAGAGAUGGAGUCGACCCGCGCAGAAAUGGGCACCGUUCAGGAACCGACCCCGGAUGGGGCACCAAUCCAUUCCAGUUGACAAGUUAAUGUGAGGAACAUGAGCAGAGCCAGAGGAGCAGAAGAACCUGCUGAAGAGCCAGUUGGCAUUUGUUGUUGCCCCCCCUGAUUUGUGACGUGCCACCCACCUUGUCCACACCACAGCAGGGACACACAGGUGUUGUACCUUCUUCCUCUUCUCUAAUUAAAGAUUCAUCCCGGAAGCCUUAAUGUCCCAAACCAGAGAGAGCGAAGAGCAGGAUAAAGAGAACAGUCGGGGUGCCCGUCCCAAAAUCAGGCUGAGCCGGUCAGAGGAAAAGCGAGAAGGCAGUACGAGGAGAAAUGGAAGAGGAAAGAAGAAGAGUCGGCAGCCCCAGGCGACGCAGCCGUCCGAGAAUGACCUGUGCGAGGAGAUUCGGGUGCAGGUGUCCUCCGGCAAAGGUUUGCUCUCACAGGAGAAGCGGAAACGCCAGGGCUGGGCUUCUGUGGGGGGGGCUUCGCUUCAAGAACUUGACUCCGAGAACUUGGUGCUAGUGGAGGAAGAGGAGGAGGACUGUGGGACCAAGUGGUCAAGUGGACGUUCCCUGCGGCAGAAGAUCCAGGAUGCAGUGGGGCAGUGCUUUCCCAUUAAAAGCCACCCUAGCAGCAGUGGCAGUGGCAGCAGCAGUGGCAGCAGCACCCAGUCCCCCCCUCUAGCCUCUUCACGUCGGAAAAUCCAUCUGAGCGAACUAAUGCUGGAUAAGUGCCCGUUUCCAGCUGGCACAGACUUGGCUCAGAAAUGGUACCUUAUUAAGCAGCACACGGCGCCCAUUUCCCAGCCUGCCUUGCUGGACACCUUGGGCAGCAGCGGAGGCAGCAGCACAUGCAUGAUCAGCUGCCCGCUCAACACGGGUGCUGCAGUCAUCGAGGAUGAGGAUGACCGUCUUCGUGAAAGACGACGGAUUAGCAUUGAGCAAGGGGUGGAGCCGCCACCCAAUGCCCAGAUCCACACUUUUGAAGUUACGGCGCAGAUCAACCCGCUGUACAAACUGGGACCAAAAUUGGCUCAUGGGAUGAAUGAACUGGCGGGGGACGACCGGGCCACCAUACAGCAGCAGCUGCGGCAACAGCAACAGCAGUUACUCUUACAGAACUGUCUGGACACCCUGGAGGAGACCGCAGGCCCGACGUCCUCCUCGCCUGGCGUUUCUCCGGCCAACCCGUCUACUGUGGCAAUCCCUGCCAUCCAAGGUGAACGGCUGAAAGGCCGCGAGAGCUACCGCGUCCAUACCCAGAUCGAUUACAUCCACUGUCUUGUCCCAGAUCUCCUCAAAAUCACCAACUUGCCCUGCUACUGGGGCGUGAUGGACCGCUAUGAAGCGGAGGCCCUCCUGGAGGGAAAACCCGAGGGCACCUUCUUGUUGCGGGACUCUGCCCAGGAGGACUAUCUGUUUUCAGUGAGCUUCCGCCGCUAUGGCCGCUCCUUGCAUGCGCGCAUUGAGCAGUGGAAUCACAACUUCAGUUUCGAUGUCCACGAUCCUAGUGUCUUUCAUGCCUCCACGGUCACGGGUCUUCUUGAGCACUACAAAGACCCCAACUCCUGUAUGUUCUUUGAACCCUUGCUCUCGAACCCUAUUCACCGCACAGUUCCAUUCAGCUUGCAGCAUAUCUGUCGUGCCGUCAUUGCCAGCUGUGCCACUUACGACGGCAUCAAUAUGCUGCCCAUUCCCAGCUCCCUGAAGGAGUACCUGAAGGAGUACCACUACAAGCAGAAGGUCCGCGUCCGGAGGCUGGACACUUGGUGGGAGUAGCCUUUCUGACCAGUUACCCACAGUUCCUUCGUGUUGCUUGGCUCAUUUGUUUGGUCUACUGUGAAAAGAUGGCAUGGAGUCGGUGUCUGGCCCUCCGCUCCUAAAAGUCGUUGUUUAUCAGUCGACCCUGCCCUCCCAAGUAGGUCCAUACCAACUGAGCUACCAGGUAGUGUCGGGUGUGGCGUGCCAGCCACUGUGUCACACGUCAAGCUUGCGGUUCUCCUCGGUGCCCACAGUCUGGACAGAUCUGUGUUUAUCAUUGAUUUUCGUAUUACGUUGUCGGCGGAGUGAAGUUCGCUUAGGGUCUCACUCUCACUCUCACUCUCACUUAGUCAGCAGGGGUGAGAUGCAAAUCCGGGAAGUUCUUCUGUUCAGCCAGUGACCGAUUUGGCCGCCCAUGCCGCAAGUCACAAGCCUUCAAAUGGGACCGCACAUUAGUCCUCGAGAGUCGCACACAUUUCUUGAUAGCCGGACUUGUGAUGGGUGGCACCCUUUAGUAACAAAGCCCACCGUAGGUUGCCCACCCUGCUCUAAGUUAGGGCAUCGAGAGGCGUUCACUUAUGAGUUACUCUUCAUAAAUAAAAAAGGAAACAAACAACAUGAUUGGACAAUUCGCUUCGGGUGAAGAUGGGGAGGUGGUGGCACCACAGCCCACCUCUAACACUGAAGGCGAUUUGGAAAGGCUUACAAGACCAAAGAAUUGAACAAAGUUAUCCAGCCACACGUGGGACCGACUUGAUCCCUCGUAGCACCGAGUGUCUCGUCUUUCUCCAUUAUUCUGUUUGUUAAAUUAUUAACGUUUGUCGGUGACGUGAGCUUGCUGGUCUCCAUGUUCUCUGUCUGUUGGCGCUCCUUUCAAUACCAAAUGAGAUUAUCUUGAGAUACAAAUGUCCGAGGCACACCGGCCAUAGUGGAGCAUCAAAAGAAUCGCACGCUCGUGUCUUCUUGGCGUGUGUUUCGUGUGUCGUUUUCGUAACGUGGCUUGUGCGGCGCCAGACGUGAAUGUUGGACACAUUGGAACUACCACUAGUAGGUGCUGUGCCGGUGGUCCAUCUACACGAUGGGACUGACCAGUCCGGCAUUGGAAAUACGCUGGCUUUUAGUAACCAUUUAGUGGUCCGGGUUGGGGGGGGGCAUAGGGAUGGCACCGAAGUGCACCAAAAGUCGUGGGGGGGGGGGGGUUAACACAACAUGAAAGAUUUUGGCCUAUCAUUACAACCCAAAGGUCACCUGUUUGUGCCAAGUUGGCACCACCAUGGGGUGAAAUCCUAGACUUAAUGUUGUUAAAGCACAAUAACAAAACCUCAGGCUUGACGCAAGGAGACCGCUGACAAUGGCGUGACAGAAAGGGGGCGCUGUGUCCAAAGAAUCGUCUUAAGAUUUCACGUGCUCGCUACCGCCGUCAGAUGGUGGUCUUUAUUCCGAAUAUUCCUGGGUUGAAGUGCACUGAAUGUCCGAGUCGACGCUUGACCUGCAUGAACAGAAUUUGGAUUUUUCUUUUAUUCCGUUUUUUAUUCUCCUGAACUCCGGCCAUCUGUUUCAACUCCCACUAGUCGGCCUCGUGCCAGUCGCCGUUGGGCAUUUUAUCGUUGAGAGCCGAGCUUCAUGGGGAUGCUGUGGGUUGAGGUGUUUGAGGUCGACCUUCCAAAAAAAAAAAAGCACUGCUGACAAAGUCAAGACUGGUUAGAUAGCACAGAUCAAAGGGCGCCUGUGGCCCUGCUGGCGAUGCCAGCUUCGCUUGUGAACAUUUAGGACUCGCCAUGGCCUGCCUUUUGGGGGGGGGGGGGGGGUUGGGUUGAAGAGGACUGCACUAUUGUGACAAAAUAUUUCUGUCCUGUUGGCUUUAAACACAAACAAGUCCAUCACUUUGUUUUAUAUGCUGCGGGCCGACAUCCAUUUGAUGCCAAUGACCAAUGCCGGGGCCAGUGACACUUUAACGAUGGGUGGCGGCCCGGGCAGAUUUUCAUGCACCACCUGAGUUUUUUUUAUUUUAUUUUCAUGGGAUAGUUUGGUGGCGUUGAAGUUUUUUUCCAAGCUUCCAAUUGGCACAUUGACCCAUUCCUGUUGCCAGCUGAGUGAAGGAUGUGCCCAAUCCCCACCCACCCAAAAACAAAGUGCCACAGAUGGGUGUAGAUUGAGGGAAUGGGGACUCCACUUGCAUUUCCAGCAGCUUUGCUCAGUGGCCCGUUUUAAGUUGGCGCAGUUCACUGUGACGUUUGAGCAGCUACCAAUGAUGAGCACACUGCCCUUUGUCUCGCCCUCCUGUUUGCCCAAACCCUAGGCUGGCGUUUGAGUCGGGGCCCGUCCGUCUUUUCUUGCUGUUAAGUGUCUUUAUUUGAUGUUAAUACGAAUAAAAAAAAAAAAAGAAAAUGUGUAUCAAUGUG